This is a messenger RNA of Melospiza melodia melodia, 5289 nucleotides long. RefSeq lists its product as uncharacterized. The coding region runs from base 1 to 5289 and encodes 1762 amino acids. Gene Ontology annotation, cellular component: ER to Golgi transport vesicle membrane; Golgi stack; endoplasmic reticulum. The record is from RefSeq and is a predicted model, not a curated record. The transcript is spliced from 8 exons. Gene Ontology annotation, biological process: endoplasmic reticulum to Golgi vesicle-mediated transport; membrane fusion; intracellular protein transport. Lineage: Eukaryota; Metazoa; Chordata; Aves; Passeriformes; Passerellidae.
AUGCUGCUCGGGGGGUCUGCAGUGAGCCUGCACCGGGACCUGGAGGAAUUCACCAGGGAACUCCGGGCCACCCUGUACAGCACUGAUGACACCUGGCGGCUCUGGAAUGUCACCAAUGAUGAUAUUAACCCUCUUACCUCCCUGAGCCAGGCCCUGGCCACCUAUGACAGCAACCCAGGGACUCCCCAGAAGUGUGUGAUAUGGCCGUUCCUCAGAUGGCAGAUGUCACUGGGAGGAAUUGAGAAAAGCUGGGCCAAGCUGGCCAAGAAAGCAACCAAGCUCCACAAGACCUGCAGGGAGGUGGUCACUGAGGUGGCCUCUGAGGAGGCCACUGCCACCACCCGGGCAAGAGAGCUGCAGGACGAGGCUGCCCGUUAUGCGACACCUCAGGAAAAUAUGGUGGAGCCAGGUCAGGCCCUGGGCGGGGAGGAGGGGGCCGAGAUGGUGGCCAGGCAUGAAGCCCAGUUGUCCCACCUGCCCAGGGACAUGGAGGACACCCUGGAGGGGAGAAAGAAGGAGUUCUCCUAUGGCCCCGAGGCCUUGGUGGCCAAGGCUGCCCUGGCCAAGCGGCUGUGGGAGGCCAGCGCCCGCCAGGCCAUGCGUCACCUGGUGAGGACAUUUCCAGACGCCAUCAAGUUCUUGUUCACUGGUGGUCCCACCAGCCCCAGUGCCUGUGGGGUGGCCAAGCGGUGCCAAAGAGCCAUCGAGGACAUCCCAAGGCUCCUUCAAACUCCGGAGUGUCCCCAGAGUGUCCCCAGGGAGUCCCCAGUGAGCAUGGAACUCCAAGAGCUGUCCCCGGCCCUACUGCAGCCACAGGUCACCGUGGUGGCCACCCUGGGUGAGCUGCUGGACACCGUGCCCAGGCGAGACAAGGAGAUGAUGCUGCUUGGGUCUGCAGGGAGACUGUACCAGGACCUGGAGGACUUCACCAGGGACCUCCGGGUCACCCUGUACUGCAUUGAGGGCACCUGGUGGCACCGCAAUGUCAUCUCUGAUGGUGAUAACCCUGUAACCUACCUGAGCCAGGCCCUGGCUGCCUACAAGAGCACCCCAGGGACCCCCCGGAACCGUGUGACAAUGGCAGCCAGCAAGUGGCACAGGUCAGCGUAUGCGCUCGUGAACAGGUGGGCCAAGCUGGCCGAGAAAGCCACCAAGCUCCAUGACACCUGCAGAGAUUUGGCUGCCAAGGCGGCCACCAAGGCAGCCACAGCUACCGCCCGGGCCAGGGAGCUGCAGGACGAGGCUGCCCGUUAUGGGAUAGCUCAGGAAAACAUGGUGGAGCUGGGUCAGGCCCUGGGCAGGGAGGAGGGGGCCGAGGUGGUGGCCUGGCGUGAAGCCCAGAAGAGGAUAGAGGCCAUGGUGGCUGCCAGAGAGGCAACAAGGGCCACCAUGGUGAGACAGCGGCUGGAGGCGGCCCUGGGGCUGCUGGAGCGCUUGGUGGCCGCAUGUGACGAAGCCUCCGCGUUGCCCCGGGAGCUGCAGUGGCGGCUCAAGUACACUGAGGCCACCCUGAAGGGUACAAAUGAGGCAUCCCUCGAUGUCCCCGAGGACUUGUUGGCCCAGGUUCCCAUGACCGAGCGGCUGUGGGAGGCCAACAUCCACCUGGCCAAGAGUCACCUACUGGGGACACUUCAAGACAUCAUCAACUUCUAUUUCACUGGUCGUCCCUCCAGCCCCAGUGCCUGUGAGGUGGCCAAGCAGUGCCAAAGAGCCAUGGAGGUCAUCCCAAGGCUCCUUCAACACCCAGAGCAUCCCCAGAGUGUCCCCAAGGUGUUCCCAGUGAGUAUGGAUCUCCAAAAGCUGUCCCCAGGCCUGCUGCAGCCACAGAUCACUGUGGUGGCCACCCUGGGUGAGCUGCUGGACACCCUGCCCAGGAGGGAUGAGAUGCUGCUGCCCGUGUCCGCAGGGCGCCUGUACUGGGACCUGGCGGACUUCACCAGGGACCUCCGGGUCACCCUGUACUGCGUUGAUGACACCUGGUGGCGCCGCAAUGUCACCUCCAAUAAUAAGGAUCCCGACACCCCCCUAAGCCAGGCCCUGGCAGCCUGGGAGAGCACCCCAGGUAUCACCUGGAAUGAUGUGACAAUGGUGGCCAGUGAGUGGCAGGGGAUGGUGUCUGUGCUUGUGGACAGGUGGAGCCAGCUGGCAAGUGCAGCCACCAAGCUCCACAACACUUGCAGAGACGUGGCCGCUGAGGCGGCCGACAGGGUGGGCACAGCCAGGGAAUGGCAGGACAGGACUGCCAUUUUUGCACCAGCUCAGGAAAACAUGGGAGAGUUGGGUCAGGCUCUGGGCAAGGAGAAGGAGGCUGAGGAGGAAGACACCUAUAAAGCCCAGAAGAGGAGAGAGGCCAUGGUGGCUGCCAGCGAGGCAACAAGGGCCACCAUGGUAAGACGGCGGGUGGAGGCGGCCCUGGGGCUGCUGGAGCGCUUGGUGGCCGGGUGUGACAAAGCCACCGCGUUCCCCCGAGAGCUGCAGCGCAGGGUUUGGAAAAUCAAGACCACCCUGAAGGGGACAAAUGAGGCAUCCUCCAAUGUCCUCGAGGACUUAAUGUCCAAGGUGGCUGUGGCCCAGCGGCUGUGGGAGGCCAACGCCCACCUUGCCAAGGAUCACCUGCUGGGGGCAGUUCCAGACACCAUCAAGUUCUUGUUCAAUGGUGGUUCCAACAGUGCCUGUGAGGUGGCCGAGCGGUGCCGAAGAGCCAUCGAGGAUAUCCCAAGGCUCCUUCGACCCCUGGAGCAUUCCCAGAGUGUCCCCAAGGUGUCCCCACUGUCCCCGGCCCUGCUGCAGCCACAGGUCACCGUGGUGGCCAUCCUGGGCGAGCUGCUGGCCACCCUUCCCAGGCGGGACGAGGAGAAGAUGCUGCUGCUGAUGCCCCCAGGGUGCUUGCACAGGGACCUAAAUGAAUUUACCCAUCAGCUCUGGGGAACCAUGGAGUGCACUAAGGGUGUCUGGUACCACUGCAAUGUCACCUGCAGUUAUGGUGACCCUGUCACCUCCCUGAGCCAGGCCCUGGCAGCGUACAAGAGCACGCCAUGGACCACCUGGUUCAAUGUGAGAAUGGCGGCCAGUGAGUGGCACGAGUCAGUGUCUCUGCUUGUGGACAGUUGGGCCGAGCUGGCCAGGAAGGCCACCAAGCUCUGCAAUGCCUACAGGGAGGUGGCCACUGAGGCAGCCUCUGAGGAGGCCACCGCCACCGCCCGAGUGAGAAAGCUGCAGGAGAAGGCUGCCCGUUAUGGGACAGCUCAGAAAAACAUGGGGGAGCUGGGUCAAGGCCAGGGCAGGGAGGAGAGGGCUGAGGUGGUGGCCUGGGAUGAAGCCCAGGUGAGGAGCAUGGCCAUCAUGGCCGCCACCCAGGCAACAAGAGCCACCAGGAGGAGACAGCGGGUGGAGGCGGCCCUGGGGCUGCUGGAGCGCUUGGUGGCCGCGUGUGACGAAGCCACCGCGUUCCCCCGGGAGCUGCAGCACAGGGUUGGGGACAUCAAGGCUGCCCUGAAGGGGACAAAUGAGGCGUCCCCCAAUGUCCAUGAGGACUUGGUGGCCAAGGUGGCCGAGGUCGAGCGGCUGUGGGAGGCCAAUGCCCACCUGGUCAAAGGUCACCUGGAGGGGGCAGUUGGAGACAUCUUCAAGUUCUAUUUCGAUGGUAGUCGCGAUAGCACCACUGGGGUGGCUGAGCGGUGCCAGAGAGCCAUCAAGGACAUCCCAAGGCUCCUUCGAUCCCGAAAGUGUCCCCAAGGUUUCCCCAAGGUGUCCCCAGUGAGCAAGGAGCUGCAAGAGCUGUCUCUGGUCCUGCUGCAGCCACAGGUCACCGUGGUGGCCACCCUGGGGGAGCUGCUGGCCACCCUGCCCAGGGUGGACGAGGAGAUGCUGGUGUUCAUGUCUCCCGGUUGCCCGCACUGGGUUCUGGAGGAAUUCACCAAUGAGCUCUGGGCCACUAUGAACUGCAUUGAUGACACCUGCAGGCGCCACAAUGUCACCUCCAAUGAUGAUGACCCUGUCACCUCCCUGAGCCAGGUCCUGGCCACCUACAAGAGCACCCCAUGGACAACCCGGAAGCGUGUGACAAUGGCAGCUAGUGAGUGGCAGGGGUCGGUGGACGCGCUCGUGAAAAGCUGGGCCCAGGUUGCCAGGAAGGCCACCAAGCUCUACAACACCUGCAAGAAGGUGGCCACUGAAGCGGCCAAAAGAGCGGCCACCACCACCACCUGGGCCAGGGAGCUGCAGGACAAGGCUGCCCGUUAUGGGACAGCUCAGGAAAACAAGGGAGAGCUGGGUCAGGCCCUGGGCAGGGAGGAGGGGGCCAAGGUGAGGAGAGAUGCCGUGGUGGCUGCCAGCGAGGCAACAAGGGCCACCAUGGUGAGACAGCUGAUGGAGGCAGCCCUGAGGCCUCUGGAGCGCUUGGUGGCCGCGUGUGAGGAAGCCACCGCGUUCCCCCAGGAGCUGCAGCGCCUGCUCAGGGACAUCGAGACCACCCUGAAGGGGACAAAGGAGGUGUCCUCCAAAGUCCCUGAGGAUUUGGUGGCCAAGGUGGCCGAGGCCGAGCGGCUGUGGGAGGCCAACGCCUGCCUGGCCAAGUAUCACCUACUGGGUACACUUCAAGACAUCAUUGGCUUCUAUUUCACCUGUGGGACCACCAGCCCCAGUGCCUGUGGGGUGGCUGAGCGGUGCCAAAGAGCCACUGAGGACAUCCCAAGGCUCCUUCAACCUCCAGAGAGUAUCCAAAACAUUACCAAGGUGUCCCCAGUGAGCAUGGAGCUCCAAGAGUUGUCCCCGGCACUGCUGCAGCCACAGGUCACUGUGGUGGCCAUCCUGGGUGAGCUGCUGGCCACCCUGCCCAGGCAGGAUGAGGAGAUGCUGCCCGUGUCCACAGUGAGACUGUACUGGGACCUGGUGGACUUCACUGAGAACCUCCGCGUCACCCUGUACUGCACAGAUGACACUUGGUGGCACCGCAAUGGCACUGACAAUGAUGAUGACCCUGCCACCUACAAUGAUGGUGACCCUCUCACCUCCCUCAGCCAGGCCUUGGCUGCCUACGAGAGCACCCCAUGGACCGCCUGGGACCGUGUGACAAUGGUGGCCAGCAAGUGGCAGGGGUCGGUGUCUGUGCUUGUGGAGAGGUGGGUCCAACUGGCCAGGAGGGCCACCAAGAUCACCAACACCUGCAAGGAGGUGGCCACUGAGGUGGCCGACAUGGUGGCCACUGCCUCUGCCCAGGCCAGGGAGCUGCAGGACGAGGCUCCCUGGAGGAGGGGGCCGAAGUGGUGGCCGGGCAUGGAGCCCAGGUGA